This is a messenger RNA of Dunckerocampus dactyliophorus (ringed pipefish), 3119 nucleotides long. RefSeq names its product lethal(3)malignant brain tumor-like protein 4. Gene Ontology annotation, biological process: regulation of DNA-templated transcription. Gene Ontology annotation, cellular component: nucleus. Lineage: Eukaryota; Metazoa; Chordata; Actinopteri; Syngnathiformes; Syngnathidae. The record is from RefSeq and is a predicted model, not a curated record. The transcript has 18 exons. Bases 339 to 2423 code for a protein of 694 amino acids. Gene Ontology annotation, molecular function: protein binding; zinc ion binding.
UAUAUUCAUUAUUUAGUAUUAACACACAAAAACUACACCACCUGCUUGUUCAUUUAUUUUUUCAUUUAUUAUUAUUUACAUCAUUAUUAUUUGUUCAUAAAAAUAUACAAGAGCUUUUUAAAAAAAUCCAACAUUUAUUCAUCCAGUUUGGCAAGUUUAGAACUGAUAUGAAAACAUAAAUCCAGUUGUUUUUUUGGUUGUUCGUACUUCGGAUUAACCCCGUCUGUCGUCAACGCGCUCUCGCCGCGGCGCAUGCGCAGUCAAGAGCUCGCCCACAGCGUUUCCGUGUUGUGUUGUUGCUGUCACAAGGCAGUCGCGGAUCUUCGGAGACGACGAAGAUGAAGAACAAAGCUAGCAGCGCUCCAGUGAACAUGAGGAGACGUUUGUGGUCAUGGCAAAACUAUCUGAACCAGGAGAAUGCUGAAGCCGCUCCUCUGGGACUCUUUACACAGUCCCAGUCAUUUCCCAGUAAGAAAAAUGGAUUUAAAGUUGGGAUGAAGCUGGAGGGAAUCGAUCCGCUGCAUCCUUCCAUGUUCUGUGUGCUGACUGUUGCCGAGGUGAUUGCUUACCGGCUGCGACUCCACAUUGACGGCUACUCGGAGUGCUAUGACUUCUGGGUAAACGCAGACUCGGCUGAUAUCAAACCAGCGGGCUGGUGUCAAGGCAACAAACACAGGCUCCACCCACCCAAAGGUUCCAAUGAGUCUGAUUUUGAUUGGCCAGAGUAUCUUCAGUCCACUGGCGCCCAGGCGGCGCCCACAGCCCUCUUCACCUGUCGCAAGGCUUCAUGUGGCUUCCAUGUUGGGAUGAAGUUGGAAGCGGUGGACAAGAAAAAUCCAGGACUCGUCUGUGUUGCUUCCAUUGCUGACGUCAUCGACGACCGCUUCCUGGUUCAUUUUGACAACUGGGACAACUCCUACGACUACUGGUGUGACAGCAGCAGUCCGUACAUCCACCCUGUUAGCUGGUGUCAAGAACACGGGCGACCUUUGACCGCGCCGCAGGAUCACCCCGACCCAGAGAACUUUACCUGGGAGGAAUACCUGCGAGAAACUGCGUCCGACGCUGCUCCUAGAUCAGCUUUUUCUACGAGAGGUCCACACGGCUUUCAAAUCAACCACAGACUGGAGGCGGUUGAUAAGAGGAACCCCAUGUUGAUCCGUGUUGCCACGGUAACAGCAACAGAGGACCACAGAGUAAAGGUGCACUAUGACGGAUGGUCGCAUCAUUUCGAUGUCUGGUGUGACAGUGACCUGUGUGACCUUCAUCCAGUCGGCUGGUGUCAACGCACAGGACAUCCACUGGAACCACCACCGGAGUGGUCCACCCCCUCUCAGGGCGCGUGUCCCACAUCAGGCUGCAGAGGAGUGGGACACAUCAAAGGACCCAAAUACACCGGACACCACAGUGCCUUCGGAUGUCCCUACUCGGACAUUAACAUGCGUAAGGACUUGGUGCUUCCUGACAGGCUUGGAGGUGUUGCUGUGCAUCACCAUGGCAAGCAGUCAGAAGACAGGGGGGGCAUUGAGGUCAAGGCAGAGUGCAGAGACUCUCCGCUGUCUCCCGUGGUGAAGAGAAGAAGAAUGAGUGACAGGACGCCACAGGCUACAAAGAUGCUCUCAGUGAAACAGGAAGAGGAGGAGCUAAAUCAUCCAGGCUUUGGUGCAGCGGCUCCUGAAUCCAGCCUGCGGGCCGUCCUCCACCAGUCCGUCUUCCUGUCCGCCGUGACGACUCAGCCUAGCAGCGACCUGUCGCUGUGCUGGGAGCAACACCGCAAACUCCUGCCAGGAGUCGCCGGAGUUCAUGCCAGCGCCGUGCGGCACUGGAGCGUGCAGCAGGUGUCGGAGUUUAUCGAGUCGCUUCCUGGAUGUGAGGACUUGGCCAAACAAUUCAGUGACGAGCAAAUAGAUGGGCGGGCUUUCCUGCUGCUCACCCAGCAAGACAUCAUUAGAAUUAUGUCAAUCAAACUCGGCCCCGCUCUGAAGAUUUACAAUUCCAUCCUGAUGUUCAAACAUGCGGAACACACAUCGCACGUCAGGGACAAGAACCAAUCAGGUGACUUGGAUGAGAACGAAUCAAAUGACAAAAAGCAAUCAUGUGACGGGGGUGAGAACCAAUCACAUGACGAGGAGAAGAACCAAUCAUGUGACAAGGACAAGAAACUGUCAAACGAUGUAGACAAAAAGUCAUGUGACGUGGACAACAACCAAUCACAAAAUGCGGACAAAAACCAACUACAUGACAAGAAUGAGUCACAUGACACAGACGAGAACCAAUCAUGCAGCACGGACAAGAUCCAAUCGCGUGACCAAGACAAGAAACAGUCACGUGAUGAAGACAACAACCAAGUACAUGACAAGGACAACAAUCAUUCACAUGACAUGGACAAGAAUGGAUCACAUGAUGUGGACGCAGACACUUGACUGGCCAUGGCGCUCCUCAUGUAAUGCAUCUGUUUCCAUCCUAUUGUCAAUCAAAGUGAAACCGAAGUAAUCUCAGGUGUUUUUAUGGCAUACAGAGCCAGACUUGUAUUUGAUACAUGUAUUAUACAGUAUAUAGAAGGAGAUGCUCAUAUUUUCAAACACAACCUAUGUCUGCUUUUGCUAUCCAACCCCCCAAAAAGCCAUUCCCGUGUGCUCUUAGCUUGAUAAUUACAAUGAAAAUGCUAAAGAUUAGCAUUUACAAUGUUAGCUUAGGAUGUUAGCUGCUGUUUUUGAUCAUUGUCAUUAGAUAUUUAUAUUUUUGCUCUGUAUUAUAUUCCGAAGAGUCUAUUUUGCUUCAUUAGAGGUUUCUAUUUUCCACCCAGAUACAUUUACAUUUGGAUUUCCGUUUCUCUCUCAGACUCCGCCCCCAUGUGAUUCUCACGUAGGUCAAACUAUGGGGGCGGGGCUUGGCUGCAUCCAAACUCACACGCUAACUGCUCCAUGUAAUCUUUCACUUGGAGUUGUAUUGUAACGUUAGCUUGGGACUUCGGACGCAGCUACUUUUGACACUUAAGACACUUUCCUCAGGUUGCUAUGGUUACAACAGACACCUUAAUACUAUUAUUUAUAUUCACAUUUGCUACACCUGACAGUCUUUCAAUAAAGCUUUGGAUCUGAGAGCUGCUCACCCAUCUG